Molecule: messenger RNA, 513 nt
Organism: Acanthosepion pharaonis
Lineage: Eukaryota; Metazoa; Mollusca; Cephalopoda; Sepiida; Sepiidae
Source: the annotation of a GenBank genome assembly
AUGGUAAACAGAACGUGUCUGUGUGGAGAGAAUUUCUUUCUGCAUGGCCAGCCAAAGUUCCCAAGCAUCGGCAAACGGGCAGUUUGCUUCAUAAGUUUCAAGAAAAUUUAUAGAAGGUUGAAAUCUAUCUAUCUCAGUACAUUCCUAUCUAUCUAUCUAUCUAUCUAUCUAUCUAUCUAUCUAUCUAUCUCAGUACAUUCCUAUCUAUCUAUCUAUCUAUCUGAAAAUUUCUCCGAUUUAACCAUUUUCCUAUUGUCAUUUUUAUUCAUAUCUAUCUAUCUAUCUAUCUAUCUAUCUAUCUAUCUCCUCUUCCUUAUAUUUAAUUUUUUUCAUAUCUAUCAAUCUCCUUUUCAUUAUCUAUCUAUCUAUCUAUCUAUCUAUCUAUCUAUCUAUCUAUCUAGUUCUUUCAUAUUAUUUUUUUUAUUUCCUUCAUAUCUUACUCCAAAACUUUCUUUUGAUGAUGUUCUUUGUUCUUCUUCUGCGGACUUCGUUGAUUUCUUUAUUUCUCUAUAG